Molecule: messenger RNA, 1452 nt
Organism: Ilex paraguariensis (yerba mate)
Lineage: Eukaryota; Viridiplantae; Streptophyta; Magnoliopsida; Aquifoliales; Aquifoliaceae
Source: the annotation of a GenBank genome assembly
AUGGAGACUGCACUUUCUUCGUACAUGAACAAGAUAUCGAAGAUAGACCUUUCAUCAGUCGGGUUCUGCGUCGUGGCAUUGCUUACCAUUUACAUUACGCAUUGGAUUUAUAGAUGGAGGAAUCCCAAAUGUAAUGGGGUUCUCCCUCCGGGUUCCAUGGGCCUCCCCUUCAUAGGGGAGACCAUUCAGUUGAUCAUUCCUAGUGCCUCUUUGGACCUUCCACCUUUUAUCAAGAAGAGAAUCAAAAAGUAUGGGCCAAUCUUCCGAACAAAUGUGGCCGGCCGACCGGUCAUAAUUACGGCGGACCCUGAGUUUAACUACUACAUCCUUAGACAAGAUGGGAAGUUGGUUGAUACAUGGUCGCUGGACACAUUUGCAGAAGUAUUUGACCAAACGAGUCAGUCUUCCCGAAAAUAUACCAGAAACUUGACCUUGAACCACUUUGGCGUGGAGGCUCUCAAGGAGAAGCUACUUCCACGGAUGGAAGUUUUCAUUCGUGAAACUCUUCGCAGCUGGUCAAGUCAGGAAUCUGUUGAAGUGAAAAGCGGGGCUGUGGAAAUUACUAUUGAUUUCGCGGCAAAACAGUUGUUUAGUGGUGAUCUUGAAAAUGCACCAUUGAGGAUGAGUGAUAUGUUCAGAGACUUAGUAGAAGGUCUAAUGUCCUUUCCAUUGAACAUCCCUGGUACUGCACAUCAUAAAUGUUUGCAGAUUCACAAGAAGGUCAGACAAACGAUGAAGGACGUGGUGAACAAGAGGCGAAUGUCAGCUGAGAAUCGAAGGGAUGACUUGCUUGAUCACCUCAUGCAAGACAUGAAUACGGAAACAUUCUUAACAGAGGAUUUUAUUGUUCAGCUAAUGUUUGGUCUUCUAUUUGUAACCUCUGAUUCCAUAUCAACAACAAUGGCAUUAGCUUUCAAGUUACUCGUGGAGCAUCCUUCAGUGUUGGAGGCAUUAAUUGCUGAGCAUGAGGCAAUCCUUGAAAAGAGAGAGAAUGCUGAUUCUAUACUCACAUGGAAUGAAUACAAAUCAAUGACUUUUACGAUCCAGGUUAUCAAUGAAGUUCUUAGGUUGGGAAAUAUAGCACCAGGGUUGUUUCGACGGGCAUUAAAAGAUAUUCCCACCAAUGGAUACACAAUUCCAAAAGGUUGGGUAAUUAUGAUUGCCACUGCUGCUCAACACUUGAACUCUAAUACAUAUGAGGAUGCACUUACAUUCAAUCCAUGGCGUUGGAAGGACCUCCAAUCAAACGUUAUAGCUAAGAAUUUCAUGCCAUUCGGAGUGGGGAUGAAGCAAUGUGCUGGCGCAGAAUAUAGCAGGGUGUUCUUAGCCACCUUUCUACAUGUCUUGGUCACAAAAUACAAAUGGGCAAUGGUCAAGGGAGGCAAAAUUGUCCGAACUCCCAUCAUAAGAUUUCCAGAUGGAUUUUACUUCAAUAUCUCGGAAAAAGCAUAA